Molecule: messenger RNA, 1688 nt
Organism: Salpingoeca rosetta
Lineage: Eukaryota; Choanoflagellata; Craspedida; Salpingoecidae
Exons: 19
Coding region: 193-1644 (483 amino acids)
Biological process (GO): carbohydrate transport
Cellular component (GO): membrane
Molecular function (GO): symporter activity
Source: RefSeq, a predicted model, not a curated record
CCCGGAUAUCGCGCUGCUGUUUUGUUGUUGGAGGAGGAAGAGGAAGACGAUUCGUGGUGUUGGUUGUGGUUGAGCUUGGUGCUUGGUGUUAGUGGUGUUGUGUGAGACUCAAAGGGUGUUUGUGCCGCUGUGGUUGCACACAGCACAGCGCACAGCACAGCGCAAGAGAUAGGGAUCGUCAUCCUCAUCAUCAUGGCCCGCACAAGCGAGGUGGUGCAUGAUCCUGCGCCACUCGGACGCAAAUGGGCGUUUGCAUUGGGUGCCUUUGGCAGCAUGGCCACCCAUACUGCCGUCGGCUUUUUCCUCUCACCGUUCCUUCUCGAGAUUGCAGCGGUGUCGCCGUACAUUGUGAGCAUUUGCACGUUCUUGGGCAGAGUAUGGGAUGCCAUCACCGAUCCAGUGGUCGGGCUGUUGGUUUCUCGAACAAACACGCGCUGGGGGUCUCUCAAACCAUGGAUCACCAUGGCCAUUGUGCCGAGUGCGAUUGUGUACUUUUGCUUCUGGAUCGUACCGCCCUUCUCGGAGGGCCAACGAGGUGUCUACUACAUCAUCUUGUAUCUCCUCUACCAGACCUUCUUCUCGUGCUAUCAGGUUCCCUACACCGCCCUCACCAUGCACAUCAGUCGCGAUCCAAAGCAACGCGAUCAGGCGACGGCGUUUCGAAUGGUCAUCGAGACGCUCGCACUCAUGUCGGGAUCCGCGAAGCGCGGGUAUCUUAUAUCUGGCGGAUUUGUUGCGGUCGUCAGCAUUGUGCUCGGCGCCGUGCUCGUGUUGGGGGUCCCCGAAGACAAAUCAAUCAAAAUCCCGCCGCCACAGUCCUUCUGGAAGACCUUCAAGUCGCUUCUCAAGCACAAGACAUACAGGACGUUGACGCUGAUGUUUUUGUGGGCGUGGAUGGCCAACAACGUCAACCAGACGAACUUCAUUCUCUGGUUGAAUCACGGGUUUGGGCUCGCAGGCGAUUUCCAAUACUUCCUGAUUACGCUGCUGUGCACGACGACGGCGACGCUUCCGCUCUGGUUCAAAGUGAUGAACAAGAUCGGCAAGCCCCUCAGCUUUGCACUCGGCCUCGUGAUUCAGGUUCCGUGGACAAUGGCCAACUUCUUUCUUCCAAGCGACACCCAACCCUGGGUCAUUCACCUCGGAAUCUUCACAGCGUCGAUUGGGCUGGGCGCUGUCUAUCUCAUCCCGUGGGCAAUGCUUCCCGAUGUCAUUGAUGAGGCAGAGUGGCGUUACGGUACACGCAAGGACUCCGUCUACUACUCGUUCUUCGUCUUCUUCCAGAAGUUUGGUUCGGGCAUUGCCAUUUCGCUGUCGACCCUCGCCCUCAACUUUGCCGAUUACAAGACGAAGCCGUGCUGCGGCGUGCCGCAACCGCCGACCGUGCGCGAGACGCUCAAGUAUCUGGUGUCUGUGGUGCCCACCAUUCUCCUCUUCCUCAGCUUGCUGUUCACGCGCUAUUACGAGCUCGGCCCAAAGCAGACGCUGCUCAUCAAGCAGAAGCUCGAGGAGCGGCGGAAGCGGCUGCAGUCUGAGGCGGUGGACGAGACGGUGCCGCUGCGCCACAAUGCCGACGAGUCGCCAAAGUCAAACGGAUCGUUGACAAUGGACGAGGACCCAAUACAGUCGUCAUCAUCAGUCUAGGGCGCCGUGCUGUUGUCGCUUCGUGUGUGUGUGUGUGUGUGUGU